AAAGUUAACACUUUUGAGGGAUAAGUAUAAAUAUUCAGACGCUGAUGUAAAAAUGAUCAUUGAAAUACUACGAUUCGCUAAAGAUGAAAUGUCCGGCUAUAUGAGGAAGUCAGGAAGGCCUUACUUUGAGCACUGUAUAGGUAUGGCAGGUUGUCUGCUUGAUGUAGGGGCACCACUUGAACUUGCUUUAUCUGGAUUGGUCCACUCUGCUUAUGUAUUUGGGAAACAAGCGCAGGAUCUAACAAAUGCUGAUGAUAUCUGCGAAUUACGAAAAAGAGUAGUGGCAGAUGUUGGACUGGGGGUAGAAUACUAUUUAUGGAGUUACACAAUCUUUCCUCGCCCAAAUCUAGGUGACAGUGCAAUGUGGAUUGCAAGAGAAGGUAUAGAACGGGGACUACCCAAGACUACAAAAAUGUUUCCAAGGCUAAGAGGUUCUCUUUUGGGUCACCUUUGCAAUGAACUUGAUGAGUUUUACCACUUUGAUCAAAGGUUUGGACAAAAUCGUUAUAGAAGUCAAGCUUUCAGAGAAAAUGCAACUUAUGUCUUAAACAAACUGGGAUACCCUGAAUUAGCAGAAAAGCUGAACACUCUAUUUGCCAAACACAUCCAAUUGGACAAUCCUGCUUCAGAACCCGAGAAGCAAUAUAAAGAGACAGAGGGAAAACUUGCUAAAAAAUUAUUUGAGGUAUUCAAAUCAUCAUUUAAACAGCAUUACCAACCCAGUCCAAGAAAAUUUCAUCGAAUUGUGGACUUUGACAAAAUUGAUGAGCAUUAUAUAUUGGCACACUUUGAUGACCACUAUGGACAACUCGAGAACCUGUGCCCUGAUAUACCACUUUAUGAGCCUCCUGUGAAUGUUGAACCUUAA
Messenger RNA from Owenia fusiformis, 868 nucleotides. The record is from the annotation of a GenBank genome assembly. Lineage: Eukaryota; Metazoa; Annelida; Polychaeta; Sabellida; Oweniidae.